Molecule: messenger RNA, 1036 nt
Organism: Acaulospora colombiana
Lineage: Eukaryota; Fungi; Glomeromycota; Glomeromycetes; Diversisporales; Acaulosporaceae
Source: the annotation of a GenBank genome assembly
AUGAGUUUGUGCGUCUCGACCAUUGGCAACAAUCUAUCUAUUCUAACAUUUAACCAAGACGGCACCAAGGCGAUUGUGCUCGGAACUUCCUCCUCUAGAUCAUCCGAUUCCGAACCCAGAACAUCCCUCGAUAUCACAGUCCUCUUCUCUGGAGGAAUAGAUUCAACAGUUGUAGCUUUUCUUGCUCACCGACAUCUUCCUGUGACUGAACCUAUCGAUUUACUAAAUGUUGCCUUCGAAAAUCCUCGGACCUUAAAUGGCAGCAUCCCGCCGUCUUCCAAAAGAAAUAGGAAAUCCAAGAGCGACGUGCCAUCACCUACAGUCCCCGAUAGUCAGAAGUAUAUGGUUCCAGAUCGCAUUACAGGAUUGGCUCAGCUGGAAGAGUUUAAGCGGCUGGCACCUGAUAGAAUAUGGAAUUUUGUUCGUCUUAUUCCUAUAAUAAAAGAUGUCGCUGACAAUCAGGACAGGUGGAGAUCAACAUAUCGUAUGAAGUAUGCCGAUUUACUUGGUGGAAGAGGACAUCUCCGAAAAGAUGAAGGGGAGGACGAAUUCUAUGAAUCUCCAGCACGAGUAAUACUAAGUGGGCUCGGAGCCGAUGAGUUGAUUGGUGGCUACAUACGGCACAGGAACGCUUUCAAGCACGGCCAGUGGCAAGGCCUCCUCGAUGAGCUAGAUGUAGAUCGAAUCCAUACUCGCAACUUGGGCAGAGAUGAUCGGGUCAUAGCGUCUCAUGGCAAAGAGACCAGAUACCCCUAUCUUUCCCUAAGUCUGAUUGCCUUUCUCUCAAACCUGCCCAUAUACCUCAAAGUUGAUCCGAGAGUUGGGGCCGCAAACGGCCAGGAUGAAGAGUCAACUAGCUCAGAUGAAAUGAUUCAAUCUAGUCUGGUGAUAGCUGGACUACCUGGCGACAAAUUGUUACAUCGACUCGCUGCGAGACAACUCAGACUGGAAGUAGGAGUGCUCGAAUGGAAGGAGGGGAGUAAAUGCCAGAGGGGAAAUGCGGAUAGUGAUGAAGAAAUGCCAUAUGAAAAGAAGG